Messenger RNA from Menidia menidia (Atlantic silverside), 950 nucleotides. The record is from the annotation of a GenBank genome assembly. Lineage: Eukaryota; Metazoa; Chordata; Actinopteri; Atheriniformes; Atherinopsidae.
AUGUUGAGCGCUCGGGCUUUGGUUGGGAUCGGCUUCCUGGUGACUUCCCGAGCCGCCCUCGCUCAGACGGGGACGUGCUCGCCGCCCACCGCCGCUGACCGCCACCGGAGGGAGCAGGAGGAGGCGCAGCGCAUCGACCAGGAGCUCUUCAGCGAGUACGGCUUCAGCGUGGAGCAGCUGAUGGAGCUCGCCGGCCUCAGCUGCGCCGCCGCCGUGGCCCGGGCGUAUCCUCUCACGUCGCUGCUCAAGGCCAGACCUGCUCUGCUGGUCAUCUGUGGGCCUGGAAACAACGGCGGCGACGGCCUGGUCGCUGCCCGCCACCUGAAGCUCUUUGCUCUGACCACCCAGUGCCAGAAGAUGGACAUCCCCUUCCUGAGCGAGAUGCCAGAGGCGGGCGUCAUCGAUGAAGCCUACAACCUGGUAAUAGACGCCAUCUUUGGCUUCAGCUUCUCGGGCGCCGUGCGGGAGCCUUUCGGCGCCAUCCUGGACGAGCUGAGGAAGACCACGGUCCCCAUCGCCAGCAUCGACAUCCCCUCAGGGUGGGACGUGGAGCAGGGCAGCUCAGACGGGCUCCAGCCCGACAUGCUCAUCUCUCUGACCGCCCCCAAGAAGUCGGCCUCCCAGUUCAGGGGGCGCUACCACUUCCUGGGGGGGCGCUUUGUGCCCCCCAGCCUGGAAAAAAAGUACCAGCUCAACCUGCCUCAGUUCCCCGGCACCGACUGCGUCCUCCAGCUGUAAUCUGCGAGUCAACCUGACGAUUGAGUUUCCUCUGUAGCUGAGGGCGGCCAUGUUGGAUCCUGAGACUCUUCUGGUGCUCAGAGUCCCAGAUCCAGAGGUUUUGGGGGGGGGUUCGUCUUCCUGGUUCCAGCUUCUGGGUCCAAAUGAGUCCCCAAAGUUUGACUUUUUGGGGGGAAACUGUCGUCAAACUGGAAGUUGGAGCAGCUUUUUGG